AUGGGAGAGCGGGCGAGCCCGGACAUGGGUGUGAAUGGAAUUGAUAACCCAGCGUUCGAGCACACGGAACCUGACGCCGUAGCCAUCGUCACUAACAACGCCGACAACAGCUACGUUACCGAUGCAGAGUACGUAAAAAUGGACUUGAAUCUGCUGUUUGUGGGUGGGCUGAUCGUUGCUGUGGCCGUGGAGAGAGUCAACCUGCACAAGCGCAUCGCGAUGAGAGUGCUGCUGCUAGUCGGAACCAAGCCGAGAUGGCUCAUGCUGGGAGUGAUGUGCACAACAUUCUUCCUGUCGAUGUGGAUCAGCAACACAGCGGCGACGGCGAUGAUGUUGCCGAUAGUACAGGCCGUCGUUGCUCAGCUCAUCAAGCUAGAGCAUACGCGGAAGAGAGAGGCGGAGGAACACCGCAAGCACCCGCAACCCCACGGCGACCACAUCCGCCCGCACGGGAUGCAGGGAAGCCACGGGAUGCAGGGAAGCCACGGGAAGCAGGAAAGCCACGGGAAGGCAGGGGAAUUCCACGAGACGUACCGCGUUCUCUCAAAUGUAGCAAAUCAUCGCGUAACAUUUCUGAAGUACGACAAUCCCGAAGCGGAUGUGACGUUUGCGUCGUGGUUUAUGUUUGGCGCCCCCGUGGCGCUGAUCAUGCUACUGCUGGCCUGGCUCUGUAUGCAGCUGCUCUUCCUUGGGUGGAGGACGUUCCUUUGCUGCUCUCGCCGGAAGGACGAUGACGGUUACGUUGACACUGAAUCGGCGACGGACAUCAUACGUCAAGCCUACAACAAGCUCGGUCCGCUGAGCUUCGCCGAGAUCGAGGUUCUCGUCUGCUUCGUUCUGCUCGUCAUUCUCUGGUUCAGCAGGAGUCCUAAGUUCGUCGACGGAUGGGGAUCGCUGUUCAAAUACAACGGCAAAGACCAAACUUUCUCCUGUUGCAGAGGAGAAAGGCGCGACACGUCAUCGGCGGGUCCAAAGCCGGCCAUCUUGGAUUGGAAGGCCCUGCAGGUUAAACUGCCCUGGGACGUCGUUUUCCUCAUGGGCGGAGGCUUCGCGUUGGCGAAGGGCGUACAGCAAUCGGGACUGAGCGCGUGGGUGGCGGCAGGUCUAGAUCAGCUGAGCGGCCUGCCGAACUGGGUUGUCGUUCUUGUCGUCUGCAUUCUCAUCGCUUCCAUCACAGAGGUCGCCAGUAACACAGCCACCGCCAACAUCAUGCUGCCGCUCAUGCCCAGCCUGGCGAUUACUAUGAACGUACAUCCGAUGUUCCUGCUAUAUCCGGCGACGAUCGCAGCCUCGUUCUCGUUCAUGCUUCCGGCAGCGACCCCACCCAAUGCGGUGGUGUUUGCUUCCGGCGUUCUGAAGGUUUCCGACAUGGCUAGAGCAGGAAUCUUCAUGAACAUACUCGGUGUACUGGUCGUAACCCUCAUGGUCAACACAUACGGUGUAUACGUCUUCAACUGGGGCCCUCUACCGGAUUGGGCCGCUGCAGGCCUGGCCGGAUAUGGCGCUGCCAAAAGUGCGUGCGUCUGCGAGGCACCGACAACGAUGACGAUGGCGUCGCUUAACGACACGUUGCUGGGAUCGUCGCUUAACGACACAUUUUUCUAAAUUUUCUUAAAAGAAUACGUUUACGGUACAUACGUAUUACGUAAUUAUGUAAUACGUAAGUUUUUUAUACGUAAUUAUGUAAUACGUAAGUUUUUUAUACGUAAUUAUGUAAUACGUAAGUUUUUUUAUACGUAAUUAUGUAAUAUGUAAUUUUUUAUUAGGUAAAAUGUUAUGUAACAUGUAAUUUUAAUACCUACUUAUGUCAUAUAUUUUAUAAUAAGUGAUAAUGUAAUUUUUUAAUAGAUAACUGCAUGUUAUAUGUAAUUUUCAAAUACAUGCGGACCACGAUGAACAGGUUCAGUUGUAGGAUGCGAUGGAAACGUUUGGCAGUGCCAGACGCUAGCCUAUCUCAAUGACAACGGAUAGAAUGCGUGUUCUGGCGAUGUUACGGGAACAUUCUCUCUGUAGCGGAUGCUGGCAAUAACCGCGAAAAUAUAACAGAGUACAGAACUCUAUUUAUAUUUGCAUGGAGAUUACACAUUCCUAAAUAUUUUUAUAUAUAUUUUAGUACGUUUUGGUAGCCGAGUAGCCAUAAUAUCAGGAGUUAAUAAAGACAAAUUGUCUUUAUUAACUCCUGAUAAUAUGUUACCCGAUACCAUAACUGUCAGCAUGUGCAAAACAAUGAUCGAUGCCUACUAGUGUAUACUGUGAUUAUGCCUAUGUAACGAACAUUUAAGGCACAAUAUAAGACAUACGCUCACGCGCACACGUAAUCGUAUGUGAAGACAAUUUUAUUGCUA
Priapulus caudatus is the source of this 2345-nucleotide messenger RNA. Its product is annotated as solute carrier family 13 member 2-like. The coding region runs from base 1 to 1605 and encodes 534 amino acids. NCBI's taxonomy places the organism in Eukaryota, Metazoa, Priapulida, Priapulimorpha, Priapulimorphida, Priapulidae. Gene Ontology annotation, biological process: monoatomic anion transmembrane transport. The transcript is spliced from 13 exons. Gene Ontology annotation, molecular function: transmembrane transporter activity. Gene Ontology annotation, cellular component: membrane. The record is from RefSeq and is a predicted model, not a curated record.